ACAUGCUGCUCAAUAAACGGUCACACUGCUGUUAGUCCUAAUUGUUUACUUGUAAGCAAACUCUUUAUUUGCUCGUAUUUAUAAUCAGAAAUUUGACAGAAUUGGACGGAUUGAUUAAAACUCCAAUUACGUUCUUCGCCUCGAUAUUGAUCAUUUGUCGCCAUAGCUCAAAACUUAAUAGUUUUAACUUAAGAAAUAACUAGUUACACAUACGUUACCAUAGGGAAAAUGAAGCGAGUUGCAGUUGCAAAAGAAUCAAAUCAAAAAACAUUGUCCUCCAAGAAGAUCAAAAAUGAGUUCUUCAAGGCAAGUACCGAAGAAAAAAUAAAGAUGUUGAGGGAUAAAAUGGAUCUGGUUCUUCAUAACCAAAAGAAAAUGAUAUUGGUUUUGCGCCAACUGACGACGGCUCAGCCAACUAAUUCUCCAGGACCUCAAAUACUUGCUAUCAGUAGCAUGAUUUCUGCACCGGGAGGCUGGUCACCUCAACUAUUCCCACUAAAGAACUUGGAACAAAUAGAGACGAUGGAGGAGGAAAUGAAUGAUCCCAUUAAAGCAUCGAUUUAUAUCCAAACCAUGCAAAACAUUUUGAAACCCGGCGGUUCAUCUCGUCCUGGAGGCCUCAAAAAACAAUUUCAUCUUAUACUCGCCAUAGACUUUUUGGUUGACUUCAAUUUUGAUGGCAUCCACAAUAAAAUACCUCUGAAGAAGUUUGGAAAUUUCAAUAAUGCUUUGUUUGAAGCUCAAAAGCAGGAAGGAUAUUUUAGAGAUGACUACAUCGCUGAAAUCAGACUGGCGUUCCGAGUUUACAAAAAUCGCAGGCAUAAAAGUGUAUCAGAUGCUCGAAAAAAAAUUAAAGAAACCAAAGCCCGAGUUAAAAUUGGAAGAGUUUUUGUAUCCAGAAUGAAAUAAGGUUACCGAUAACUAUUUAUACAAGCGAAUUGAUCGGUAAAAGGGUUGUGUGCAAAUAAACAAAUUUGUAAACAA
This is a messenger RNA of Drosophila simulans, 984 nucleotides long. RefSeq lists its product as uncharacterized. The record is from RefSeq and is a predicted model, not a curated record. NCBI's taxonomy places the organism in Eukaryota, Metazoa, Arthropoda, Insecta, Diptera, Drosophilidae. The coding region runs from base 229 to 909 and encodes 226 amino acids. The transcript is spliced from 4 exons.